Messenger RNA from Knipowitschia caucasica, 333 nucleotides. The record is from the annotation of a GenBank genome assembly. Lineage: Eukaryota; Metazoa; Chordata; Actinopteri; Gobiiformes; Gobiidae.
AUGUCCAAGUCGGAGGGGCCGGGCGAGCUGCUUUGUCUGCGGCUGUCUGCGGCUGAAGCGCCUAAAGGCCCGCAGCUUGUGUGCGGCUCCUGUCAACACCAGGGCCUCGUGGUGUGGGGGGAGGUGCAGGGGGAGGUGCAGGGGGGAGGUGCAGCCGCCCGGGCCCGCCUCUGUGACGUUAAAUGUCCACAGGAAUGUGGGUCUUUGAAGAUACAUGCAUCAUGGGUAGUAUCCUCCAGUGAAGGCCCCGAGCUGAGCAUCCACAUCUGGACCCUGACAACUGCUCUACUGGGUCCAGUGGUCCGAGGACAACACUGGGUGUCAAACAUGUGA